This is a messenger RNA of Effrenium voratum, 768 nucleotides long. The record is from the annotation of a GenBank genome assembly. NCBI's taxonomy places the organism in Eukaryota, Dinophyceae, Suessiales, Symbiodiniaceae.
AUGUUGCAGCUGUCCGCUGCCCAGCUGCUCAGCGCAGGGAGGUUUUUGACUUCCCUGUCCACCAGAUUCCGCUUUGAUGCCAAGAUAGUGGAGAAAAUCUUGGAGGCCGGCAUCAACACGUUGUCGGACUUCCGCUACUUCUGCUCCACCGAGGCGGAGGUGGUGCAGACCUUCGUGACGCCGGUGGAGAAGGACCUUGCGAAUCCUCGGCUUGAGGCGGCGAGGCUCAAGCAUGCAUGGGCAGCCAUGGUCGCCCAGGAGGCCACUUCAUCUACUUUGUCCAUGGACCCUGUGGAUGCGGAUGAGCUCCUUCCUGCUGUGCAGUUGGCGGACAUGAAGGCGGCCUUCCUCAAGCGCUACAAGGUCAGCUUCGUGCCGGAGCAGCAGCCCAGCGAGCGCUUGUUGUCCAAGCUCCGGAGGGCGCUCGCAAGGAGGAGCCUGGAGGUGACCAGCUUGUGGACCGUGAGGAGCAUGUUCAACCAACGGAUGGCAGUCGCCAAGAAGCGAAAGAUCACAUCCAACCUGUGGGUUCAGGAGGGGCCUGACGAGGACCAGUCCGGUUCCGACAUCAUCGACAAGACCUGUCAGGUCUGGCUGGACAUGCUUUGGAUCUACGCCCUGGCGCUCAGCAUGGCGGGCACUACGCCGAUCGAGCCGCAGCCUAGCGAGGCCGAGACGACGGUUGGCUCUGACCCAGCGCUCUAUGUGCAGGUUCCCUGGGACGUGGUGCUCAAGUACCACUGGCGUGCCCGGUGCGCCAGGCCGUGA